Dendrobium catenatum is the source of this 2189-nucleotide messenger RNA. RefSeq names its product L-type lectin-domain containing receptor kinase IX.1-like. The record is from RefSeq and is a predicted model, not a curated record. Gene Ontology annotation, molecular function: protein kinase activity; carbohydrate binding; ATP binding. The coding region runs from base 1 to 2058 and encodes 685 amino acids. Lineage: Eukaryota; Viridiplantae; Streptophyta; Magnoliopsida; Asparagales; Orchidaceae. Gene Ontology annotation, cellular component: plasma membrane. The transcript has a single exon. Gene Ontology annotation, biological process: protein phosphorylation.
AUGGCUUCUUCUUCUUCUCCUAUGUUAUUACUCUUCGCCUACCUCUUGCUCCCCACUGCAACAUCCCUCUCCUUCAGUUUCCCCUAUUUCAACUCGACCACGGUGCAGUUCAUCGCCUUCCAAAACGACACCUUUUUGAACGGCGCCAUCAGCCUCACCAAAAAUGCGUACAACACCGACAUCGGCUCAAGCGUCGGCAGAGCCUACUACAAUGAACCCAUCCCUCUCUACGACGCCGCCACAGGCGAGCUCGCCGACUUCACCACCAACUUCUCCUUCAUCAUCAACGCCUUCAACAAAACCUACUCUGGCGACGGGCUCGCCUUCUUCCUUUCCCCUUUUCCCUCCGUCGUGCCCCCCGACUCAGCCGGUGGCUCAAUUGGCCUUGUUGAAAGAAACAACAGCCUCAACGAGUCGGCUAACCAAAUCGUUGCCGUCGAAUUCGACACUUUCCAGAACGCUUGGGAUCCCAACGCCGACCACAUCGGCAUCGAUGUCAACUCCAUGAAGUCGGUGGCGACCGUCAUGUGGAACAGCAGCAUCAAGGAUGGCCGGACUGCGAACGCCUGGAUCAGCUACAACGCCACCACCAAGAAUCUCAGCGUCUUCUUGAGUUACGAUAAAAACCCAAUCUUUGCGGGGAAGUCUAGCCUUCACCACAUCGUUAACCUCAGCCAGAUCCUCCCGGAGGAAAUCGCCGUCGGAUUUUCGGCUUCAACAGGGCUCUUUUCGGAGACCCACAGCAUCCUCUCAUGGGAGUUCAGUUCCACCCUCCUGCGUACUAGAAAGAAGAACAGAGUUGGUUUGAUCGUAGGACUAACGGUUAGUACAGGAUUGAUCUUGGCGGCUGCAAGCUUCCUGUGUUAUUUCCUAUGGAGAAAGAAAAAAACUGGAAACUUGAAAGGAGAAGAACACUAUGCUGACGAUAUUGACGACGGGGAGUUUGAGAAGGGGAGAGGGCCAAAGAAGUUCCCAUUCGGAGACCUCGCAGCAGCGACGAAGAACUUCGCUGAUGAGCUCAAGCUUGGAAAAGGUGGUUUCGGCAGUGUAUACAGGGGAUUCCUAGCCGAACCCAAGAUCGAGGUAGCAAUCAAACGGGUUUCAAAAGAAUCGCAACAGGGGAAAAAAGAGUACAUUUCUGAGGUCACGAUCAUCAGCCGACUCCGCCACCGAAACCUGGUGCAGCUCGUCGGAUGGUGCCAUGAGAGGAAGGAGCUCCUCCUCGUCUAUGAGUUCAUGCCCAACGGCAGCCUUGACUCCUAUCUUUAUGGCCGACAUAGCAAUAGAUAUCUGUCAUGGCCUUUGAGGUACAAGAUUGCCGUGGGGCUUGCAAGCGCUCUAUUAUACCUCCAUGAGGAAUGGGAGGAAUGCGUAGUUCACCGCGACGUGAAGCCGAGCAAUGUGAUGCUCGACGGCGGCUUCAAUGCAAAGCUCGGCGAUUUCGGUUUGGCGAGGCUUGUCGACCACGAGCGGGGAUCGCAGACGACGAUUCUCGCAGGAACAAUGGGAUACCUGGCGCCGGAGAUCGUCACGACCGGGAAGGCCAGCAAGGAAACCGACGUCUACAGCUUCGGAGUCGUGGCUCUCGAGCUCGCUUGCGGCCGACGACCCGUCGAGCCCAAGCGGACGGAAGAACAGGUUGGGCUAGUGUCGUGGGUGUGGAACCUGUAUGGAAGAGGAGCCCUGCUUGAGGCCGCUGACGUGCGGUUGAACAUGGAGUUCAACGAGGGGGAGAUGACCAGGCUUAUGAUCAUUGGGCUGUGGUGCUCGCACCCGGACAGUGCGGUGCGGCCAUCAAUAAGGCAGGCCAUGGCCGCGCUUAAGCUCGAAGCUCCCCUGCCGGAGCUGCCGUCGAAGAUGCCAGUGCCGACGUACUAUGCGCCGCCGAUGGAGAAGGGCAUGCACACAUACAGUUCGUCGUCGGUUACAGCAUCGAUGGGGGUGAUGUCUAUAUCCAGUGAUUACAAUUACACCACCGGCUCGGAUGCCGCGUCGUCGGCGACGAUCGAUUCGUUGUCGACAGUGAGCUUGUUGAAGUCGAAAAAAUUCGAUCUUUAGUUGAGAUUUUAUGUAAAUAUAGGGUUUUUAGCUGUUACACUGAUUUGUUUUGUUAAAUUGAAAUCGAUUUCUGAAAUCACAGCUUCAUGAUUUUGAGAAGAUGAUAGUACAGUUAAGCUUCUAACUUUGUA